GGAGAAGACAGCGGAGUUGCAGAAGACAUGAGCCAUGAUACAGAUAAAGGGAAGAAAACCCUGCAGGUUCAGUUUGUACCCGAUGAAGAUGUUUUGGAGCACAUCAUUGAUAAACAAGAAGGAGGAAGGCUAAGGAGCAGCACUAUACAGAAAAUCGCAAAUGCAAAAAGCUUGACUAAGAAUGUCAGCGAGCUGUAUACCGAGAGUGGGGAUGUGGAAAUGUGGAAGGAAAAGGACUAUGUGAAUGUGUUAGGAGUAAAUUCUGAAGAUAAUUUGGAAAAUGGCCCUGUGACUGGAGGAGGUGAUGUCUACGUUUUCCAGACUACUAAACGCUCAAACAAGAUGGCUCAGCUCGCCUCUGAGAUGGCCAGAACUCCUGGGAAAACCGUCACCUUUUCAACAGGAGAUAGUCCUGAGGAAGCUGUCAGCCCACCCCCAAACAACAAGAAGCAAUCCGCAGCAACUAAAACUCCUUCUAAGGGAAGAAAAAAUGAAUUUAUCUCCACCACCCCUCACAGGCUAAGAAAAAGACUGUCAGCGCCAACUUUAAGGUCGGAGAGUGAGAGUGAUUAUUCAGCCUCUAAUUCUGAUGAAGAGAUGGAAGAAAAGCCAGCCACUGCCAAAACACCAAGUAAAGGAUCACAAACGCCAAACAAAGGGUCUCAGACUCCUGGGAAAACACCAUCAAAAAAAGGAAAGAAAAAAAACAAUUUGGUGGAAGAGUACUUUGAAGCUCACAGCAGUUCUAAGGUCCUCACUUCCGACAGAACAUUGCAAAAGCUCCAGACUCCAAAGCUAGACCAGGAAACACUACGGAAACUUUUGGAGCAGACUUCGACUACCUUUGCUGAUGAUCUUCACUAUUUGAACAAAAAAUAUGAAGUCUUAUUCUACAAGUGGAUGUUACAGCUGCACCUUGGAUUCAACAUCAUUCUGUUUGGUCUGGGCUCCAAGAGGAACCUCCUAGAGAAGUUUAGAACAUCCAUGCUACAGGAUUCUGUUCACAUUGUCAUCAAUGGAUUUUUUCCAGGCAUUACAAUAAAAUCGAUUUUAAACUCUAUAACAGAAGAGGCUUUAGGUCAUUCUGGGACUUUUCGCAGCCCCUUGGAUCAAAUGGACUUCAUUAUACAGAAGUUCAGGGAAGAUAGUUCCCUGGUGCUUUAUCUUCUCAUUCAUAAUUUGGACAGUCAUAUGUUAAGAGGAGACAAAUGUCAACAGGUCCUCGGACAACUGGCUUCUAUCUCCAACAUUCACCUUCUUGCUUCUAUUGAUCAUAUUAAUGCUCCUCUGAUGUGGGAUCAGACAAAGCAAAGCUUGUAUAAUUGGCUGUGGUAUGAGACUACAACAUAUAGCUCCUAUGUGGAAGAAACAUCCUAUGAGAACUCAUUGCUGGUUCAACGUUCUGGAGCUCUGGCCCUCAGCUCCCUUACUCAUGUGCUGCGCAGUCUCACUCCGAAUGCCAGAGGGAUUUUUCGGUUGCUGGCAGAGUACCAGUUGGCCAACAAAGACAACCCUUCAUAUCAAGGUCUCUCAUUUCAAGACUUCUAUCAGCAAUGUAGAGAAGCAUUUCUUGUCAACAGUGACUUAACGUUAAGGGCUCAGCUGACUGAGUUCAGAGACCACAAACUGAUACGCACAAAAAAGGGUGCGGAUGGAGUUGAAUAUCUGAUCAUCCCACUAGACUUGGGAACUUUGACAGACUUUUUAGAAAUGGAAGACAAGGAAGGCUGAAGAUUGCUC
Messenger RNA from Nanorana parkeri, 1740 nucleotides. It is a transcript of the gene ORC2, whose product is annotated as origin recognition complex subunit 2. The record is from RefSeq and is a predicted model, not a curated record. Lineage: Eukaryota; Metazoa; Chordata; Amphibia; Anura; Dicroglossidae. Gene Ontology annotation, cellular component: nuclear origin of replication recognition complex; nucleus. Gene Ontology annotation, biological process: DNA replication. Gene Ontology annotation, molecular function: DNA replication origin binding. The transcript is spliced from 17 exons. Bases 28 to 1731 code for a protein of 567 amino acids.